This is a messenger RNA of Scophthalmus maximus (turbot), 4885 nucleotides long. RefSeq names its product oxysterol-binding protein-related protein 2. The transcript is spliced from 14 exons. The record is from RefSeq and is a predicted model, not a curated record. NCBI's taxonomy places the organism in Eukaryota, Metazoa, Chordata, Actinopteri, Pleuronectiformes, Scophthalmidae. The coding region runs from base 421 to 1839 and encodes 472 amino acids. Gene Ontology annotation, cellular component: cytosol; intracellular membrane-bounded organelle; membrane. Gene Ontology annotation, molecular function: cholesterol binding.
AACCACUGCUUAGAAAAAGGCAGAACGAGGGGAAGAAAAAUAGAGAGAGAGCAUUUUCCCUCAGAUUCCGAAUUUCACGUUCAGAAAUGAGGAAAUUUGUUAAUCGUGUCUUUUGGGAUUUAAUCAAACUGCAGGUUACUCGUUUGCUUCAAGCAACAAAGAAACCGAACUUGGACUCUGAAGUUACAGCAGCCGUCCACCUGCUCUCUGUUAACUAAGUAGCUGACAUCUCCGCCGUGGUCAAACUAUCCAUAAUCGGCCUCAGAUUGUUCGGGACCUUAUCUGGACAUUGACAGUCUGGAUAUUGUGCUGUUGCCGUGGUGACACUCCAGAGGAACUGCGAGGGGUCGCCACCAAAAGGAUCAUGUGCUAAAAAUUGACCAUCUUUCCUGAACGACUGGUCAGCUUUGACUCUGGAAAAUGAACAAUGAGGAUGAGUUCUUUGACGCCGUCACAGGCCUGGAUUCAGACGAGUCGUACGAAGGGGUGUCAGAGGCCAGUUUCAAAGAUGCACUGGUGUUUGACGGCAGCAGUAAGAAGAACAAUGGAUCUGUGCCACAGGAGAACGGCAUCAAGAAACACAGGGCGUCAUUACCUGUGCCCAUGUUUCCCAGAAACACCAUUAGUGUCUGGAGUAUCCUGAAAAAAUGCAUCGGACUGGAACUGUCCAAGAUCACAAUGCCCAUUGUCUUCAAUGAGCCUCUGAGCUUCCUGCAGAGGAUCACGGAAUACAUGGAACACACUUACCUCAUCAACAGAGCCUGCUCGCUGUCCGACUCCAUCGAGCGCAUGCAGGCAGUAGCUGCUUUUGCUGUGUCAGCAGUUGCGUCUCAGUGGGACAGGACUGGAAAACCCUUCAACCCUCUGCUGGGAGAGACCUUUGAGCUCACCAGAGAGGACCAGGGUUUCCGGCUGGUAUCGGAGCAGGUAUCCCAUCAUCCCCCGGUCAGUGCCUUCCACGCAGAGAGCCUGGCCGGGGACUUUGUCUUCCAUGGCUCCAUCUACCCAAAACUAAGAUUCUGGGGCAAGAGUGUCGAGGCAGAGCCCAAAGGGACUAUCACACUAGAGCUGCUCAAGCACAACGAAGCGUACACAUGGAGCAACCCGUACUGCUGUGUAAACAACAUCAUCCUUGGCAAACUGUGGAUAGAGCAGUACGGCACAGUGGAAAUAGUCAACCACAGCACUGGCGACAAGUGUGUGUUGAAUUUCAAGUCGCGUGGGAUGUUUGGGAAAGAGUUGCACAAAGUGGAGGGAUACAUCCUGGACAAGAGUAAAAAGAAGCACUGUGUCAUCUAUGGGAAGUGGACCGAGUGCAUGUGGAGCGUCGACCCUCAGGCCUACGAGACCCACAAGAAGUCAGAGAAGAAAGGAGACAACAAGAAGCACAAAAAUGAGGAGCAGGAGGGGGCGGAGAACGAUGACGCAGAUGACAUGCCUGAAGUCCAGGAGACGGUGUGCGUCGUACCAGGAAGCACUCUGCUGUGGAGGAUAGACUCCAGACCAGCACACUCAACCAUGAUGUACAAUUUCACCAACUUUGCGAUGUCUCUCAAUGAACUGGAGCCUGGCAUGGAGGCCGUCCUGGCUUCCACCGACUGUCGCUUCAGGCCCGACAUCAGAGCCAUGGAGAAUGGCAACAUGGAUGAAGCCAGUCGGGAGAAGGAGAGACUGGAGGAGAAACAGAGACUGGCCAGAACGGAGAGAGCCAAGAGUGAAGACGAGUGGUCGACCAGGUGGUUCCAGAUGGGGACCAACCCGUACACUGGCUGCCAGGACUGGAUCUACUCCGGAGGCUACUUCAGUAGGAACUACCAAGACCUGCCUGACAUCUACUGAUAGCUAGCAAAACUUCAUCUUCCUCCUCCACCUCCUCUUCCUUCUCCGUAACCCGCAACGAUCUGCUUGCCAAGAAAUUGGAGAGAAACGCUAAGAAUCCACACACACACACAUACACCAUCCUUUACUACCAUCUUCAUCUCACUGCCUUCGUCCUCCUCAUCUGCCCCUCUCUUCGAACUGAACGACACACCCAGCACAGAUCGGAAGCCAGAUGCCUUCACUCCUCCUAAAACUGUGGCCUGCCUGAUGUCUCCUGAGUCUUCAGGUGUCAUUGUUCCUUUCAUCCUCUUCACCACAGACUUGUUCCCAUUGUUGCCUAAUGACCAGCAGACGUUUCUUGUCUCCCCUCUCCCCCCCCCUUGACAAUGUUCAGACAGUAACCCUUUUUAUUCCUGAAACCAAUCCCAGUGGCAGAGAGUCCAAUCUGGAUGUUAAACGACUUUUCCAGUCGAACCCGCUCCUGCGAGGGACCACUGGGUCACAUGACAAUAUUAUGAGUUAAAGCAACAUGAAGUACGUGAGCAAUCACACUGAUGGUAAAUGGACAUGGUCGGACACUCGGUCAACGGGGAAAUCAGGGAUGUGAAUGCUCCUUUGACUGAAGAUGGAUUUUGAGGAUGACAUUUUUUUAAUUUUUUGGAAACGUUCAAAAAAAUAAAUGUAGGUGACUUAGAACCCUUUAAAGGACAAAAUGAUAAAGUCAAAUUGAAUGCAAGCAUGAGUUUCUCACUGUCCAUGCGUCAUACCCCUAAAACAUUGAAUAACCACUAUUACUCCCCCCAUUUACCCUCUUUACUUAAGGUGUAUGCAUCAAAAUAAAAACCAGAACAGCCGGUCAGGAAGUGGAUGUUUCCCUCGACAGCCUGGUGGAAUGUGCUGCUUGAAAGGGACCAGAAAAGAAAAACACAACUCCCCCCGUUGAAUGUCAGCACAACAAAGGACUGUCAACAGGACGAAACAUCCUGGGCAAGACUGUACGCACAGAGAGUCAGAGAAACGUCGUGUGCACAGUUCAUCUUUCCUUCUUUUAAAUCAUGAAACUCACCAAACACCAGAAACGAGCUCCGACGUCAUGACUCCAUGUUGCUCUCAGCCAAUAUUUGGACAUUAGCUGCUCAGUAGCGUUAUCUUAAUGUUACAUAUACAUGAUAUUUUACAUAGUUGACUGUAAGUGUUUUUGCCUUUUAUUCCAGCAGAGCAGGAUGCACACAUUUCCAUGUCAAAUUAAGGGUCGGAUGUCAAGCCACAUGCAGUCACCUGUGUUAGAGUGCAAAAGAUUAGUUGAACCGAUGGGAAUUUAAUUUUUUUGAUAAAAUAUCAAUGUUGAUUUAGUUUGUGUGCUGAAAUUAUAUUAACAUAUGUUUAAAAAAAAAGGCUUCAGGUACAGUCAUAGAUCGGAGCAUGAAUAGAAUAAAUAUAAUUAAAAAACCCUUCUAUUUUUCGCCUUACUGGUGGAAACGCAGCCCUGAAACAGACGUGUUUUAAUACGACCUACUCAUAUGAAAGCCUGCUGCCUAUCCAUUCACUUUGACAACAGUCGGCUCUCCACGUUCAUCACACCAUGACACACACACUCCUCACUUUGCCUGCUGCCCAGCUUCACUGGUGAAAAUGGAACAAACAAGUAUUUUAUUGUUGGAGUCAUUUAAUCAACACUUGAGGAUAGAGAAUGUGACACAAAUCUAACGAGAUGAUUUGAAAGCCUCUCUCCUACUUGUCCCGAAUUGGUUGACAAACCAAGACGCCCAAGGAGAUCUUCAGAAAUAUUUCUUUUGAACAUUCUUCACUAUCGGCGUGGCCUUUCUUUUCCUGCGAUUUAAACGGCAGAUGUUUAAAAAUCACGUAUAACAUAUUACACGCUACAGCUCUAUGCAACUUUGACAGCUGAAAGUGAACAGUGGGUCUUUGUGGAGUCGCUUUUCAUUCCCUAAAAAACACACACACACACACACACAUUCUCUCACUGCGUCCGAGCUUUUAAGCUUGAAUAACAAUGACUUUGCAUCCUUAGUCUUAAUAUAUUAUAUUCCAAAUAAUAAAAAUGAUCACGACUUGUUGAACCACUUGGCACGACAACCGGCCUCGUAUCACAUCUUGGGUCAAUUUAAUUUCACACAUUUCCACGUCACGUCUAUGUUUCCAUGUUUCCAUGUUUCCAUGUGAUACUUAGUGCCUGGAUUUUUGUUUGUUAGUUUCCCUCUUCUCUCUUUUUUUAUUCAUGUGUAUUAUUUAUGAUGUUUGAGGUUUUGUGAAAGAAUAAUUUUUUCUUCCUUUACUUAGAUUUGCUAAUCCGAAAAGCUCUGAUUUCUCUUUCACUCAAACACUAAACUAAACAUGUUUCUAGACGAGCGCAGUGUCUUGUCAGUUUUUUGUGGAUAGAAGAUCAUUGACCAAUUUAACACUUUGACGUUUGACUGUUGUCGUUACAUCUGGAGACACGCUGUGCUCAGUCAUCCUCUCCUGUUGGAAACUAUUCUGGCUGCAUAGAUUCACAGUUAAAACCCUCGACUCCAGUUAUUUUGAUGCCCGGAUAAUGUUUUUUUUGUGUUUCAUUAAAGAUCAAUUCUACAAACACUACUCUUAAGUUGCACUGCAACAUAUGAAAUCAACGCUGAUCAAAUGCAACAGUUAGAAAUUUAUCUAAACUGGAUCAAGUAAAGUAACUGCAGCUGGCAGAUCACGUUACAUUCAUCAGUGCAGAUUCAGACUCUACUUGUUACAAAACUAAUGCUCUGUCUACAUUAAACUACAUCUAGGUUUUUUUUUAUGUUGCUUUGAGUGUUGGUUUGUUCUGUUGAAUUUUAUUCUCCUCUCAGACUGUAUGAUGUGGUUGUCGAUGUAAGCGCUGCACAAAGGUGAUCGCAAGCAAAAUGGCAUAUUGUUUUGUGCGAUUGAUUUAUUUUUAUAGUAUUUAAGCCGUCGUUGGUGAGAACAUUGCACCAGAUGUUUUAUUUUGAGGUGGGGGACUGUAAGGGGUCGUAUCCAUACAACUUGCUAGAUUAUUGAACGGGGGAAAUGUCUACUAAUAAAAUCAUAAUUUCCA